Andrographis paniculata is the source of this 994-nucleotide messenger RNA. RefSeq names its product exopolygalacturonase-like. The record is from RefSeq and is a predicted model, not a curated record. Gene Ontology annotation, molecular function: polygalacturonase activity. Bases 4 to 993 code for a protein of 329 amino acids. The transcript is spliced from 3 exons. Lineage: Eukaryota; Viridiplantae; Streptophyta; Magnoliopsida; Lamiales; Acanthaceae. Gene Ontology annotation, biological process: carbohydrate metabolic process.
AAUAUGUCGAGGGAAUCGAUAAUCCUCCUCUCGUUUCUGAGCCUGUUUUCUUACAACGAAGCAGGCGGACAACCUCCCGGCGGUGGAGGAGCCGUGUUCAACGUAAUGGACUUCGGCGCAACACACAGCAAGGAGGACGAGAGCUCGCAGGCCUUCAUCCAGGCCUGGAAUGCUGCGUGCCAUUCCCAAGGGAAAGCCACGAUGUUAGUCCCGCCCGGGUUUUUUCUACUAGGCGAGACCGUGUUCCAGGGGCCGUGUCAAAAUCCCGUCACGAUUCUGGUUCAGGGAACGCUGCAAGCCGUUGCUGACAUGUCCCUAUACUCUGGUGAAGGAUGGAUUUCGCUCGAAGAUAUCGACGGCCUGACCCUGACCGGCGGAGGGACCUUCGACGGCCAAGGACAGGCCGUCUGGAAAUAUAACGACUGCCAGGGCAGUUCGUCGAGCUGCGCUCGAUUACCUGCUAGCAUACACAUGAUGAAAGUGAACCGGACGAUGAUUCAGCAGGUGAACAUGGUAAACAGUAUGGGAUUCCACAUGCACAUUACGCGUUGCGAAGAAGUUCGAAUACAAAAACUCGCAGUCACGGCCCCGGGAGAUAGCCCCAACACCGACGGCAUCCAUAUUAGCAAAUCCAGAGCUGUUAAAGUGUCUAUGAGCGUGUUUAGAACCGGGGACGAUUGUAUAUCCGUCGGCCAAGGGGCCAACAAUGUCACUAUCAACCAGAUCACUUGUGGCCCCGGACAUGGAAUCAGUGUGGGAAGCCUCGGAAGGCUACCGAACGAAUUGGACGUGAGAGGCCUGCAGGUGAAGAACUGCACCUUGGUCGGGACAACUAACGGUCUCCGAAUCAAGACAUAUCCUGCGUCGGGACCGAGCGCAGCUGCGGGUAUUUUGUUCGAGGACAUCGUUCUAGAGAAUGUGGAGAACCCGAUAAUCAUCGAUCAAAACUACGGCUCGAAGUCAACUGAGGUAUGUAUGUAUCUCGAUUCCUAGG